AUGAGUUGGCUGCGGGCUGCGGUGCUGCGGGUCGCGGGUGAAGGCGUGCGUCCGAUACUCCUCGGUGCCACAAACUUCCCGGAGGUUGCCAAGCAAAAAGGUGCUGUGCUGGAGAAGGCCUACAGCCUGUCGGAUCGCGCGGAGUUGGGCCAGUUCAUCUUGGAUGCCAACAUUGGUUUGGUCCGUGCAGAGUAUUUCUACAAGCUGCACAAGGCGAAGAUAGCCUUCCCCCGUCGGCAAGAAGCGGAAAGAGACAUCUGCCAACUCCCUGAUGGCUCACAACUGUCCGCCUUUGUCACACGGCGAGAAGUCCGCGAAUGGUCGAAAGGAACAAAGCAUUGCAUCAUUUGCUCUGUCUCUCACUGUUGGGAGACGCGUGAACAUCCCGACCCGUGCCGGUUUCAGCUGGAGCAACUUGUGAACUACGUGAGCUUGAAAGCUGACUUCUACGACAUUUGGUUGUUUUACGACUACAUGUCCCUGUUCCAAUUCGAACGGCAGACCGACCAGGAAGAAGCAAGCUUCCGGCAGUCCAUGGCCAACAUGCAUGUACUUUAUGCGCACGAAUCCACGCGGACCUUGCGCAUCCAAAGCCUUACGCCGAAGCCAAUUUGGGAGGCCAUGCUGUCCAGUGAAGCACGGGUGCAUGUGUACCACUUGGACACUGGUGGAAUCGCCGAGCGCCCUUUGAAAGACCUGGUGGCCAAUCGCACACCAUAUGGGGACCGUGGUUGGUGCAAAGCUGAAGUGGAGUGGUCUUCCACCCGGACCUCCACCGCCAGCAACCAGUGCAUUGACUCGACGGAAGGCCAGGCAGAGCUGGAUGGCUCCAGCCCAGGACGAGUUCCAACGAUUCCCGAAGUUUUUGAAAAGCAAAUGGCCCAGGCUGCCUUCACGCACCGCUCGGAUGCGCUUGCUGUGUUCCAUCUUCAAAAGAAGAUAUUUUUUCAGAAGGUUUCCGUCUGUGAGGAAUCAGAGCUGGAACACUUGCCGAAAGCAGAAGUAGCUGCACUGGCGCGCGCUUUGCCUGAGUACCAGAGUCUGCGAAGCCUGCGACUCCACCGCUUUGACUGCGGCCCGGCAGAAGCCAAAGCCUUUUGCCAGGCUGUCACGCGUCUCGGAGCCCUACGAGAGCUUGUGGCCACGAACUGCCAGGACCCAGUUGUUUUUGUCAAGGCUUUGGGUGAGGCUCUCCAACAUAACAGCGCCAUCCUGAAAAUCGACCUGGGGUUCAAUCGAAUCGGUGACGAGGGUGCCAAGGCCUUGGGAGAGGUGCUCAAGCAGAACAGCGCAAUCACCACCAUUAACUUGGACUACAACUCAAUCGGCGAUGAGGGUGCUCAGGCUCUAGGAGAGGGCCUCAAGCACAAUAACGCCGUUGCGCUAAUCAACCUGAAGUUCAAUUGCAUCGGUGAUGUGGGCGCUCAGGCGUUCGGAGAGGCCCUCUUGCACAACAGUGUCAUCACACAGAUCGACCUGAAGCGCAAUCACAUCAGCGAUGGCGGUGCGAAGGCUUUAGGAGAGGCCCUCCAGCACAACAGCGUCGUCACACAGAUCGACCUGAAGUGGAAUCGAAUCAGUGAUGAAGGUUGGAAGGCGCUUGCACCUCAUCACUCCAGGAUCAAUUUGCUGCCUGUGCACGAGCCUGAUCAAGGCUGUGGAUGA
Messenger RNA from Symbiodinium natans, 1665 nucleotides. NCBI's taxonomy places the organism in Eukaryota, Dinophyceae, Suessiales, Symbiodiniaceae. The record is from the annotation of a GenBank genome assembly.